Messenger RNA from Eupeodes corollae, 1921 nucleotides. RefSeq names its product SET domain-containing protein SmydA-8 (gene SmydA-8). NCBI's taxonomy places the organism in Eukaryota, Metazoa, Arthropoda, Insecta, Diptera, Syrphidae. The transcript is spliced from 3 exons. The coding region runs from base 368 to 1660 and encodes 430 amino acids. Gene Ontology annotation, molecular function: protein binding. The record is from RefSeq and is a predicted model, not a curated record.
CACUCUGAAGUGCGGCAAAAUGAAAAAUCGAACUGAAACCCCCUUUUUCCUUAAGCAUCCACAACAUCGUCAAGCGUGGCAUAAAUUAAUGUUAUUUAAGCUUUCCCCAUAACCGAACCUCCUACCCCAACCCAUCACAACCCCAUCGUCAUUGCUUCGUUCCCCGGCAUCUUCUCCGUUUGCUGCUGCUGCAGAAAAUGAAAAUAAUGACCAGCGAGUAUCCCUUUAGGCCAGUCGACGGUGUAAAUUCGAUUCGAUUGGUCGCGGUUUGGGACAAUUGACAGUUGAAGUUGUUAUUGUUUUUUUUUGGUUGCUGCUUCUGCUGUUUUUGUGAAAUAUCCUUUUUUUAAAUAAAUAAAUAUACAAAAUGUCCGCAACAAAGUUGGCCCGUUUGGUCAACAUCCAUCUGGGGGACCUGCAAACAGACGAACCGAACUGGAAAGUUGACUGGUCUCCGGUGGCCGGCCGUGGAGUGUUUGCCUUGCGAGACAUCGAAAAGGGCGAACUGUUAUUCCGGGAACGUGCCGUAGUUAUGGGACCAACUGCUCGCAAAGGCUCGGCUCUGAACACUUGUGUAGCGUGCUUCAAGUUACUCGACGUCACAGACUUCCUCUGCCCCAAGGGCUGUACACUUCCGGUGUGCGAAAAGUGUGUGGAAUCAGAUAUCCAUAAGCCCGAAUGUGAGCUCUUUCGGGAUUGGCAACCCCUCGAUGUGGGUGGUGUUAGUCCGAUGACUUUAAGGAUACUCACAGCUGCUCGCAGUUUAUUCGUUAGCAAGGAUCAAAAGGACUUGAUAUUUGCAAUGCAGUCAAAUAUCGACCAAGGCUAUCGCAAGGAAAUCAGUCGGGCCGCCGAGGGCUUCAAGAACUUUCCAACGGAUAAGAAAGUCCUUGACUUCCUGCUGAAGGUGGUCGGUGUUCUCAAUACGAAUGCCUUCGAGGCACCCAAAAAAGUCGAUGGCUAUGAAAUACUUUUACGUGGCCUCUUCCCCCUCACCGCCGUUAUGAAUCACGAAUGCACCCCAAAUGCGUGCCAUUAUUUCGAAGACGGCAGUUUGGCAAUUGUGAGAGCGGCUAAAUUUAUUCCCAAAGGUGGCGAAAUAACAACAACCUACACGAAAAUAUUGUGGAGCAAUCUUAUGAGGAGGGUAUUUUUGAAGAUGACGAAACAUUUUAUUUGCGAGUGUAGUCGCUGUAAGGAUCCAACUGAAAACGGAACUUAUCUGGCCGCCCUCUAUUGCCGUGAACCAAAUUGCAAGGGCUGGACAAUCCCCGUACACACAACUGCCAUGCAACCCGAUUGGAAAUGCGGCAAAUGUGGAGUUGUAUCGAGUCAUGCGAAAAUGGGCAAAUACCAGGAUUUUACCCUCAGUGCAAUUCACAAUAAAAUAAACAGUUGCUCCGUCCAUGAUAUGAUAAAUUUCAUCAAUAAUAUUUGUCCAAGGUUCUGUCCGCCAUCGAAUUAUGUCCUUGUCGAGGCUAAAUUAAAUGUCAUCUGGCGCAUGCAACGCAUCAAUGAUGACUACACCGACGACGAGUACCUGGUGAGGGAUCAAUAUUGCAAGGAUGUCAUUGAAAUUCUUGACAAAUUAGAAGCCGGAGAUUGUACUCUUCGGAAAUUGAUAACAAAUGAAAUCAACUCUAAGCAUCCUCCAAAGUAAAACAAUUGAGCAACAUAUUACUUAAUACGAGGAGAAUGUCGGAAAUAAAAAAUUUUAAAAUGUUAAGUCCACAUUGAGAUCGUAAUUCAAAAAUUUGCAUUUUAUCAGCAUAAAUAAAUUGAAAUUUUUUAAAUUAUUUUAUUUAAUUAAACUGUCUACAUUCUUAAGUGGCACUAAGAAUAAAUGAAAAUAUAAUUCAAAUUUUUAAAUUUAAUCGACCUUUGAUAUUGGAAUAAAAUAAUAAUUCUGAACAAAAUUAAA